This is a messenger RNA of Carassius auratus (goldfish), 2318 nucleotides long. It is a transcript of the gene zmat4a, whose product is annotated as zinc finger, matrin-type 4a. Gene Ontology annotation, cellular component: nucleus. The transcript is spliced from 7 exons. Gene Ontology annotation, molecular function: nucleic acid binding; zinc ion binding. The coding region runs from base 22 to 807 and encodes 261 amino acids. Lineage: Eukaryota; Metazoa; Chordata; Actinopteri; Cypriniformes; Cyprinidae. The record is from RefSeq and is a predicted model, not a curated record.
CGCGCCCACAUCACACAGUCAAUGGAUUACACCUUCUCUCUCCAAGUGCAGCACCAUCUGACCGUAUACCCGACACACUUAUACGAGGACUACAGCUUAGAGUUACAGAUGAAGUCAACAGAGGUGGAUCAAGGCCUUUUCACAGACAGUUACUGCAAAGUGUGCAGCGCUCAGCUCAUCUCAGAGUCACAGAGAGUGGCACAUUAUGAGAGCCGGAAACAUGCAAACAAAGUGCGUCUGUAUUACAUGUUGCAUCCAGUAGAUGGUGGAUGUCCAGCUAAGAAGCUCAGAACAGAUGACGGGAGUGAGGAGGGAGAUGUGGAUAAGAACAAGUGCUGUACACUGUGUAACAUGUCCUUUACUUCAGCGGUGGUAGCGCAGUCUCAUUACCAAGGCAAGAUCCAUGCUAAGAGGCUCAAACUUCUGCUGGGGGAACAGCCUGCCAUAACAGCCAAAGAGGUGACACCUAGUCCAGUGAAAACACCCUCGUCAGAAACCUCACCUGUGAGCUCGACCCGUCAGCACCGGGAUUCUGAUCGCUACUGUCAGCUGUGCAAUGCUUGGUUCAACAAUCCUGGAAUGGCACAGCAACACUACGACGGCAAAAAGCACAAGAAAAAUGCAGCACGCGCAGAUCUACUGGAACAACUAGGGAAGACUUUAGACAUGGGAGAGAUGAAAGGUCUAAAACGCUGCUACACAUGUGAUGUCUGCAGCGUCACACUGAAUUCAGUGGCACAGUAUCAUGCACACCUGCAGGGCUCCAAGCACCAAAACAACCUAAAAAAUCAGCUGUGUGUCCAGUGAACCAACAGGAAAAACAAGAUGAUUGGAUUGAUGUCAGACAAGCUGUGAUCAGCUUGCCCAGGAUUUUCUGCCUCUAUUCUGUCCUCCCUUUCUCUCUCUCUCUCUCUCCUACCGACGCUGUUGUCUUACUCUCGACUUGACUGCAAAAGAAGAUCCUCUUAAAGUCAGCCUUUAGUCAUCCUGAACCCUUCCUCUACAGCAGCUCUCCUCCUCAUGACUCGAACACAGACAUCAGACUCUGAAUCUCUGAGGAGAUGUGACUUCAUCCAGUGGCACCCAUCCGCUACUUAUUCUGUUUUCACGCCAGAAGUUUAUAUAGCUAAUCUCAGUCAGUUGUUGUGUGCAUGACUGAAUACUGUAUUCAUUGUCACUUUCUCAGCUAAGCAAUAUUUGUCCAAAAUCUGCCAAAUUAAUAGUUAAAAACAUAACAGAGUUUAGCAUAAAAAGAGAUUGCACUCUAUAUGUCUCUCAUUUUUAAUGCACUAUUUGUUGUUUGUGUGCAAACAAUACACGUUAUACAAAUAUCUAUGUGUUUUUGGUCUAUUAAUAUGGGCGUUUGGGGAAGGGUUCUAAUGAAACAAAAUGUAUUAGAUGUGUUUGUCGUGUGUAUGUGUGAUCUGUAGAUGAUGAAUGGGCGCUUGAGAAUAUUUGUAAGCUAAUGUGAGCCUAUUCAGAUUUCUGCUCUGGUUUUUAAUACAUUUUUGACGUUUUGAACAGAAUGAAGUCAUACAAGUCUUCAGAAGAUCAAGCAGCUAAUCCUUUAAAAAGGUAUUUUAAAAUAUAAUAUAGUUAUUCAAAGGUCAUUAUUCAUUUGCACUACCUGUAUUUUUAUCUGUUAAAGUAACAAUUGGAAGAUUUACUUUAAAACUGAAUUUAUGACCUUUUAUUGCACAGCUCUAUGAAAUACUUAAUUCUGAUUAGUCAGUUUUUGCAUUCCAAUGUCAAAUAUUUCUGCAUAUUGUCCAUUCAUUUAGGUAUUCUUUGCUCUGUGCUCAUAGUCUGUUUCUUUAUUGUCUCUACAAGUGAGAAAUAUAGAGUUAUUUCAACCCAGAUCACCUCAAAACAAAAACAUGUUGAUGUAAGUACAGUUACAUCGUCAUUAUCACAAAACAAACUCUUUUAAAGUGAUAAAGACACCAGACAGGGUUAAUUCUUUAGUGAUAAUGGUCCUUAUUACAGAAAGAUGACAAUGUUUAUUCUUUCUUACAAUCAAGAAAUAGCAAAAUCUCUUAAAUGACUCUUAAAACAUUUUUAUCAAGGCCAGAUCUUUAGAUCUAAACAUGACAUAUUUAGCCAAGUGUGGUCGGACUUAAUCGGUCAUAAUGUAUAUUGAGGUUUUAAUAUAAGAGCAAUUCAGUGCACAAACAAUCACCGCUCUUUCACAAAGAUGGAAGUAUCAAUUUAUGCAUUGUUUCAUUGGAACUAGUGUGUGUUCCCUUUAAGAGAGCAACUUCCUGUUCUCUCCCUCUUUGUGCUCUGGGUCGUGUGAUCAACGGUGUCUGAAACAAAAA